Messenger RNA from Closterium sp. Naga37s-1, 2868 nucleotides. NCBI's taxonomy places the organism in Eukaryota, Viridiplantae, Streptophyta, Zygnematophyceae, Desmidiales, Closteriaceae. The record is from the annotation of a GenBank genome assembly.
AUGAUCGAGGCGGCCGUCUCUGCGGUGGUCUCUGGGCCGAUCCGUGACCUCGUACUUGUCACACUCGGCGCAGUCGCGGCGCUGCUGACCACGGCGCUCGUCCUCUGGCUGCGCCGACGAGCCGAACAACAGAGACUCGUCUCGGCCGCCCGUCUUCCCACCCUUCCGUCCCGCUCCUCCUCCUCCUCCUCUUCCAUCCCCUCUCUCGAUAUCGCAACUGCAGCAGCAGCAUCAGCAGCAGGAGAAGUUAACGGAACUGUCUCAGCACUUGUUCCUACUCAGCGUACAACCAAUGGAGCCCUGUUAUCAAUGGAUCAUGGCCCAUACGCCACUGCAGUAGCCAAUGCUGCUACUGCUGCUGCUACAGCUACAGCGGGUCGGUCAGCUUAUAACGCGGAUUAUGGUGGCUUUGGCGACCCAGUGGCUGCCGAAAAUGGUCUUGCUUCUAACGGAUACGCCGCGUUGAACGGGGCUGCUUCCAACGGGAAUGCUCUUAACGGGUAUGCUCCUAACGGGGCUGCUUCCAAUGGGCAUGCUCUUAACGGGUCUGCUUCCAACGGUCAUGCUCUUAACGGGCACGCUCUUAACGGGGCUGCUUGUAAUGGGCAUGCUCUUAACGGGUAUGCUCCUAACGGGGCUGCUUCCAACGGUCAUGCGCUCGCUGCUAACGGGCACGCUCUUAACGGGUACGCAGGGCACAGUGCUGGCCAGGAGUUAUCCGGAGGCGAACGAGGCAGCCAUACCGUAGAGGAAUCUGGGAGGAGCACAAGCCAGAGCGGGAUCAGAAACACCAGCAGCAGCGAGAGCAGCAACAGCAGCACGGACAACAGAGAUAGUAAGGCCACGAGAGCACCCAUCAGCAGCAAAACCGGCGGUGGCAUCUGGUCUAAAGGCCUGGCAAGGGCCUUUGGAAUAGGCUCCGGUGCGGCAGAAGCAGCUGCAGCCUCAGCAGCAACGGGCAGCAGGAGCGGUGGUGGCGCAAGAACUGGCGCCAAACCGAGUGGAGGAACCAGCAUGAAGGGAAGCACAGGAGCCAGCACGAAAGGAUACCCCAGCACAAAAGCAAGUGCAACAAAAGCGAGUGCAAAAACGAAUGGGAAAGCGAGUGGAAAGGCGAGUGGAAAAGCGAGCACAGGCACUGCUGCUGCUGCCUCCGGCAGCGACAGGAAGCUCGGAGCGCCUACAGACGUGGGCGUGGGCAUGCAAAAAGAAUCCGUCGAAUGGGUCAACAUGGUCCUCCAUAAGAUGUGGAAGGUCUACCGCCAGCCCAUAGAAACCUGGCUGGUAACCAGAAUCCAACGCAGCAUCGACAAGCUUCAACCCACGCUCCCGGCCCCAUUCUCCCGCGUGGAAAUAGCAGUGUUUACGCUGGACUACGAGCCGUUUGCAGUGAGGACGGUGCAGCAGCGGCCGAGCAGGAAGGCGGAUGAUCUGCAGUACCAUGUGGGGGUGCGGUAUACCGGGGACGCGCACUGUAUGAUUAGGCUGCAUUUGGAGGUGGGGGGUUUGAAGUGGUCCGUGCCGGUGGACGUGCAUGACUUGGACGUGGAUGCGGAGGUGUGGGUGAAGCUGCGCCUGACGCCCAAGAAGCCGUUUGUCGCCAGCCUGUCUCUCGCGUUCGUGCGGCUUCCCACCAUCAAGCUAGUUCUCGCACCUUUCCACGUGCUCAACGUGGUUGGAAUCCCAUUCCUCUCCAAGCUGCUAACAGAGGACCUUCCGCGGCUCCUCGUGCUGCCACGCCACAUCAGCCUGGACUUCCUGCCACCUGGCAUGGACGCUGACGAGGAGGAAACGGACGCGGGCACAGACGUGGGCGCUGACGUGGCAGCUGACGUGGCUGCUGGCGUGGGACAACAGGAAAGAGAGGCGCAGUGGCGGACCGAAGCAGCAGCGUCUGCUGUGGUUAGAAGUCUGUUCAACACAUCCGGAGGCAUGAACUGGGGAGAGACCAGCAACGGCAGCAACGGCAGCAGCUACAGCACCACAACCACCGCCACCAGCAGCAAUAGCAGUGGUUCAAUGAACAGCCAUGGUGGCACGAACGGAAUUGGCAGCAGCAGCAGCACUGGCCCCACCACCACCACGGGAUUCAGCACAGCAGGAAUCAUCACCACACCUGCCAACACAGGCACCUCCACUUCCUCCUCCCCCUCCCCUUCCCCUUCAUCCGCCCCCUCCGCCUCCUCCUCCCCCGCCCCCUUCCCCUCGUCCGCCAACCACGCGCCCCUCCAGGGAGACACAUCUGACGCCUUCAAAGGAGAGCUCUCAGUCACUCUCUGCGAGGCCCGCAACCUCCCCACCUCGCCGCUCUCCCUCCUCUCCCUCCCCACCUCCCCUCCCUCUCCCCUCUCCUCCCCUUCCUCCAGCCUUUCCUCUUCUCCCACCAAACCUCCUCCUUCAUCCCGUCCAAAAAACAACCCCCUGGCGAUUCUCAGCCGGCCGCUUUCGCUCCUGAGUGACCCGUACUGCCGGCUGGUGUUUGGGGGGGCGGUGGUGGAGAGCAAGAGGAACAGGCAGACGUCUCAUGCAGCAGGCCCAAGGGACCCGGUGUGGAAUCAGGACUUCCUGUUCUGCGUGGAGAGCCCCAAGAGGCAGAAGCUGACUGUCGUGGUUCGGGACUCUGCCUUAUUUCAGCGAGACUUGGGCUUUGUGCAGCCCAUAGAGGCGCUCGCUGUCGUGGUGCGGGACUCUGCUCUGUUCCAACGAGACGCUGGGCUUCGUGCAGGUGGGGGGCAGCAACCCCUCUUGAGAUGGGCCCCGCAGGUAGGGAGGACCGUCGUUGUGCGGGACUCUGCUCUGUUCCAACGAGACGCUGGGCUUCGUGCAGGUGGGUGGGCGCUAGCAGUCUCUCUUAUGACUAGUCACUAG